AUGACACCGGGCCAGCACUGUGGCGGGCAGUGCAGCGCUGGGCCGGUGUCGCGGCAGCGGACUGGGCCAGUGGCACAGUUGGUGGUGCGGCAGCAGACGGGGCCAGCGCGGCAGCAGACCGGGCUGGCGGCACAGCAGCAGACCAGUUGGCGAUGUGUCGGUGGACCGGGCCGGCAGCAAACUGGGCUGCCGGUGCAGCGGCGGAUGUGGCCAGCGGCGUGGCAGCAGGCUGGGCUGGCAGUGUGGCAGACCCUGGAGGACCUCAGCCACACAGGGAGCCUUGGUGGAGCGACCUGGGGGACGCAUCAUCCGCUGCUGGCAGAAGGUGCCAAGAAACAAGGAACCCGUGUCAUAGGAUACCUUCAGGACUACAAUACUCUUAUGAAACAGAUUUUCGAUGGCAAGACUCUGAUCCACCAGAUGGCCUCAAUCCUGCAGCCUGGUCUGAAACUACAGGACAACACAGUAACUGGGAAGAUUUUCUGCCAAGAAAACAUCAGGAAAUUGCUUGUCCAUACUAGUUCUUUGCACCAGAUCCUGGAGAAGUCCACUUCCCUCCUUGCAAUGUUUUGGAGAGCAUCACCUCCCAUGCCUCGCAUUUCAGCCCCAGAGCAGUCAGUAGCUGAAGAAAUCCAAAUACUCAGAGCCAAGUUGGCUGAGCAAGAGAACUGUGUGCAGAGUGCUAACCGUAUUCAAGGAAGUAUGGAGAACUUCAUUCUCACUCACUUGACUGGGACAUACAAUGUGCUGAAGAAAGCAAGGAUUAACCUGGAGGGCAUGUCCCAGCAGCCUAAACUCAUUUCUUCCACUGGCCAUUGAAGAAAUGGAUCCAUCCACAUGGCCAGAAGCAAAAGACGGAGAAAGAAAAAUAGAUCCAGCGUUAACUCCUAAUCCAUCUGAGCAGCAGAAUGAGCCUGCUUAAGACUGCCAAAUCACCAUUGCACAGGAGGUCAUGGAUUCUGGAAUUCAUCCCAGAACCUCACCACCACCUUGGCUACCAGCUCUGGCUAGUGUAGUGUAAAUGGCACACAAGUUUUUCAACAUAUGCUCUGCUGCUGGACUCUGUGGGAAAUUUACUUGGAAAUGCUCCAGACAUCAGUGCAAUAUGAUAACUAGACUAACGCUAUGUAUAUGGUGUGUACAAAUACGCACACAGACUAGACCACAGCCACACAUGCUGCUGUCGGAGAGAAGGGUGCUCUAAGAAGGGCACCCUCAGAGAGUGGGCUCCACAGGUGCCCUAGUCUUACCAUCUGAUUCUUUGGAGUAUGUUUAUGCUGUUAAGAUUAGCAAAUGGAUAUAUCUGCUAUGAUGACGAUAAUGAUUUCUACCUUCCUUCAAAGGACUAUGACCUCAAUAUAUUCUUGGCAAGUGUAAUCUUGUUGGUCUGACAAUUAGGUGCAUUUAGCCACCGAGUCAUCUUUUUUCUCUGGUUAUCUGAAUUCCUACCACCGUAAAAAAAACAA
Molecule: messenger RNA, 1466 nt
Organism: Candoia aspera
Lineage: Eukaryota; Metazoa; Chordata; Lepidosauria; Squamata; Candoiidae
Product: myomegalin-like
Exons: 6
Coding region: 1-819 (272 amino acids)
Biological process (GO): regulation of Golgi organization; positive regulation of microtubule nucleation; centrosome cycle
Cellular component (GO): centrosome; Golgi apparatus
Molecular function (GO): molecular adaptor activity
Source: RefSeq, a predicted model, not a curated record